Molecule: messenger RNA, 3446 nt
Organism: Talaromyces proteolyticus
Lineage: Eukaryota; Fungi; Ascomycota; Eurotiomycetes; Eurotiales; Trichocomaceae
Product: putative HLH transcription factor
Exons: 1
Coding region: 199-3198 (999 amino acids)
Biological process (GO): positive regulation of transcription by RNA polymerase II; SREBP signaling pathway
Molecular function (GO): protein dimerization activity
Source: RefSeq, a predicted model, not a curated record
CUCUUGUUGAAUGAGAGGGAUAAGUAUCAACGACUUGAAUUUUGAUAUAUCCUCCCGGCCAAAACGUUCCUACCGGCCAAAACGUUGGCCGGCGCAAAGAAUAGGUACCACUGCUAGACAAAGAUCCAUGAACUGCCCGGAAUUUGGAUACGUCAUUCAAUCACCUUACUCUGCAACCAUCAGUCGCCGCACUCUCGCAUGACUCAAAGCCCCUUGGUCAAUGUCGGCUUGGCUCCGCACUCGUCUCCGACAGAGGCUUCCAUGGACCUGAAUGCCCUGUCAGGCGACUCUGGCGAUGGCCAGGAACAGGACUGGUCUCAAUGGAUGCAGUGGGACUGGGAAGAGUCAAUCUCAAACACAACAUCGAAUAUCGGCCUGACGCCGUUAGAGAAUAGCCCCAGCUCAAAUCUAAUGCCGCUGCCGGACAUCGAUGCUGUGGAUUUUGUAUCUGGCCUAAGACAAAAUGUAAAGGCGAACCUGGACAUUGCUAUCCCGCAUGGUGACAGAGUUCCGCGCACAAGUCCAAGUACGAAAGGGUCGUCAGUAAGCAGCCUGUCAAAUCGGAAACGCAAGACGUCAAGUGAAGACGAUGGGCUCAGUCGUGUAGAUGACGACUCGCCCCCCGAGUCCAAAGCGCAGCCAUCAAAGAAACGCUCACACAAUGUCAUCGAAAAGCGGUACCGAGCCAACCUCAACGAAAAAAUAUCAGAACUCAGAGAUAGCAUUCCCAGCCUACGCGCCCUAUCAAAGCAAGGAAACGGCGAUUCUCUGACUGCUGAUGACGACGUCACCAUCGGCAACAAGCUUAAUAAAGCAUCCAUUCUAUCCAAGGCGACUGAAUAUAUCCGCCAUCUAGAACUACGCAAUCGACGGCUGGAAGAGGAGAAUAAAUCUUUGAAAACAAAACUUCGACAACUUGAAAAUGCCAUGGCUAUGGACCAAACAACCUCAGCAUCUGUCGGGUCCGCUUCAUCACCGGAUAGUUAUUCGGGAACAAUUGACAGUUAUGGCUCUCCUCCCAGUGUGUUUUCACAUGUUGAGGACUCAACAACAUCCCGCAAACAGUCAGAGUCUGCGGGUCCCAUAGAAGGGAUGAUAAAAGUCCCGGAUUACAUCAAACAGAUGCGAUCCAAUGCGCCGACUCAAGGCAUCUUUGCCGAGUCAUACAUCAAGGAUAAACCGAAACCUUCACAACCUAAUGAGAACGCACGCAGAGGUAUGACUACUUCAAGCAAAUUUCUUUUGGGUACCAUGGCAAGCUUGAUGAUCGUUCAGAACUUGCCCACAGAAAAAGAGAGCGAGUCGAGUGAAAGAGGGCUGAUGGCAGUUCCAAUUAGUCUCUUUAAUGAGAUUUUGCUGCCAUACUGCAAAUAUGCACAAAGCAGAUUCCUUGUUUGGAGUGCAGACGUGGGACUGUGGAGAUCAUGGCAUUUUAGAGCUAUAUUGAGUUUAUACCUAACAGUUGUUCUGGUGGUCGGGAGUGCCUUCUUUGUCUUCCUGUAUCUAUUCAACUCCCGUCCGCAAUCUGACCGUGACCAACAAAAAGUCAUCUCUGCUGCUGGGGUCAGGAUGACGCCGGCGGAAUUCAGAAGACAAGCUUGGCUAACAAGUAUGCAAAGAGUGGGUGUGCCGCGCCACACAUUCUUUCUUGAAUGGUUCGCAGUCACCUGCAGAUGGGUUGAAUAUACUCUCGGCUGUGUGCUUGGGUGGAAGCUGUACUCUUGGAUCACGGGUAUCACUGAAGAGGAUGAGAAAGGGCGAAUCAAGACGUGGGACAUUGCGAUUGAUGCUCAAUUGGCUGGCGGAGAUCCCGAAAUCAGCAAGUCGCGUCUGGUGCUUACAAUCUUUGCUUCUGGAACAUUACCGCGCAGUCCUGGAAGAAUAAUGUUGAAGGCACUCCAUUGCCGUAUUCUGCUUUGGCGAGUCGCCAAUGGUGGCUCACUUGUCUCGAGGAUUGCCAAUAUUGUAGGCCGAGCUUUAGCCACUUAUCAAUGGGGCUUGGCAAGAGAAAUGCAUCGGUCCCUACCGAAGGAUCAUCCAGAGGCACUACCACGGCAUUUAGCUGCCCUCCUAGAGAAUGAUUGCAACGACGUUCUCCUCGAUACUAUCGUUCAGCGAGCGGUAAAUCUCACCUGGAGCCAGCCCACGCAAGAAGGACUCGACGAGGAUGAAGCUUUGCUGGAUGUAGUGGUCGACGACCCAGCGGUGCAGACUUCCCUGGACAGUAUUGCAGCAUGGUGGUCUAGCCAUAUAUUACAGAAUGCAUUACUACAGUCCCUCAGUGCCGGUGCAGAUGGCACUGCAGUCCUCAAAACACAGAUUGAUCUUGCCUCUAGAGUCGCGCCUCGUCUGUGCGUCGCACAUACUCGGGCCUUGGCUGUGAGAGCAGUGUUGUUUGAAACCAAUCGACUGCGUGAUAUCCAAGUCGUUCUUGCAGCUCUGCCUUCUAAAAAGAACAAAAACUCUCAGGCCACCAACUUCCUCGAUUCAUCCAUACCCACUUCCGCUCGCGAUGAAAUUGCCAUUGCAGUUCGUUGUGCAAUGAUCGCUGCUAUUAUCAAGGCACGAACUACAAACGACACGUCCUUCCCAUCUCACCUAACGACUCGAAAAGCUAUUUCUUGGCUGAAUCAACUCCCGCUCGAUCCUAUUGAACUCACUCUUGUCGGCUUCGUUGCCGUAUACCAUUUACUCCACCUGGUCACCACCUACGACGACAUCCUCUCAUCCUCAUCCCAAACCUCAUCUGAUGUAUCUACCCUAACAACGAAAUCUGCCCCUUCUUCACUUCCAAACGAAGCGUCAUCCUCUCCAAAAUCCAUCCACAAACGUGUCCACUCGAACGCCAUCGCUGAACCCACCCCACAAUACAGCCGCAUCGCCGGCGACUUGAUGUACUGGGCCCGCAACGCAUACAAUCCAGCCUUCUACGGCCUAACAACCAAGAUGGUCGACAAGGUGGAGGCAGAAUGCAUUUCUGUUUGCAAUAACAUCGGUAUCAAAUUAUUACCUCCAAAUCAGAGCAAAUCCGUAAAAUCAGGGUUGCGCAAGAUUGUCAAAGAGGAACGAAAACACGUCAAGAGGAAUUCUUUGAGCGCGAAAGAGGAGAAUCGAAGAGAAUGUGGUGAUGGUAAUGAUACUAGUGGAUGGGGUAAUGAUGACUCAACGAGAAUAGACGAACGAAUUAUUGCAUUAUAAAAAUAGGAAAGAGGGUUUAUGAGGGUAUGAUAGGAUGUAUAAUAUGGGGAAUAUAAUAAUUAGUGUUUCCUUGUGUAAUAACUCACGAUACAAUGCAACUACUUGUUUGCAAUACAUUUCUGGAACAAGGUUCUAGUUGAUAUGUAACUUUAUCUCUUGUGAAAGAACUGAUGCCGAGGCACAGAUGUAUAAUAUGUUAAGAAUAGUGUAGGCUCUAGCAUGUAUUGAUAAUCUCGAAGAGCAGUGAC